Messenger RNA from Linum tenue, 1009 nucleotides. Lineage: Eukaryota; Viridiplantae; Streptophyta; Magnoliopsida; Malpighiales; Linaceae. The record is from the annotation of a GenBank genome assembly.
UUUUCUUAAUUAAUGGCCAUUAACAUUUGUGGAACUCUUACCCACUUUAAGCAGUAAAAGAUGACGCGAAAGGGGGAGAAGAAACAAAGCCCUCUAAAUUAUCUCUCUUGUUCUUGCUCCAUUCAACUUUUCCAACCUUAACCUGUAAUUGGAUUUUUGCAAAUAGAAAGCUUACACAUUUGUAGAAGAUUAUUGAAGAAUUACAUAAGAAAAUAUUGGUGGGUGAUUAAGAUCCAGAUACAAUAUGUCAAUCCCAAACAACAAGAACAAAGACCCGAAAUCGAUGAAGGGUCUCUUAAAGGGCCUAAGAUACAUUUCUCAGAUAUUUGAUGAAGAAAAGGAAGCGGAAAUGCAGAUUGGUAAUCCUACGGAUGUUAAACAUGUUGCCCAUAUUGGUUGGGAUGGCAACAAUGAUAGUCCUCCCACUUGGAUGACUGAAUUUAAAGGACAGUCAGGAUCUAGUUCUCCCAAUGGGAAUCGAGACUUGAAUAAUAAUUCAUCAUCCUUGCAGUCUAUCCCUGAAGAGCAUAAGAGUGCUACAACUUCUCCAAGAAGGAAUGGUAUCGUGCCACCGUCCGAGCAGCAAACAAAGUCAUCAAGACGACGAUCAUCAGGCAACGGUGAAGUAGAGAACAAGCAACACAAACAAACGAGGAAGGCUUCCAGAAACACAAAUAGGGAGGUCCAGAAUCAGGCUGAUGGUGCUUCCAAAUCAACAUCAAGAAGCAGUUCCAAGGAUGAAGUUGAUAACAAAGUCGAAGAUGCUCAUAAGAAAUCAGGGCGGCGAAAGAAAUCAAAAGAAUUGGUUGGGGCGAGUUCCAAAUCCAAGUCGAAAGCAACAACGUCGGGGAUCGGAGAUGGUCAUAAUGUCGUUGAUGGCUUUAAGAGCGAGGUGUUGUCAGAGAAACAGAGUCAUAUAUCGAAUUCAAUAGUAUAAGAAGAGCGCGGCAAUAUAUUCCCUUGAAGACGUUCACAAAGCUCAGCUUUGCAUGUUAUAUGGAAACAUCCU